GUUUCUUGCGAAGUAUAGUGUCACUCCCACCAUAUACACUCCCACCAGCAACAAAUCUUUGACACCUUAACAAUAUACCCAUGGAUUAAGAUAAAAUUUAGCAUUUAUCUGGUUUUUUAUUGGUAAAAAACCAACAUAUUUUCUACACAACCUAACGCAUUAAAUAAUUUUAAUCAUGCUGGUGCUGGUUCUCGGAGAUUUACACAUUCCACAUCGAUGCAGUAGUUUGCCAAGCAAGUUUAAAAAAUUACUUGUUCCUGGAAGGAUACAGCAUAUUCUGUGUACUGGAAACCUUUGCACUAAAGAGUCUUAUGAUUAUUUAAAAACUUUAGCUAAUGAUGUACAUAUUGUAAGAGGAGACUUUGAUGAGAAUCUCAAUUAUCCAGAACAGAAAGUGGUUACAGUUGGCCAAUUUCGAAUAGGUUUAUCUCAUGGUCAUCAAGUUGUUCCAUGGGGGGAUCCAGAAGCAUUAGCUUUAAUUCAACGUCAAUUAGAUGUUGAUAUACUCAUAACUGGCCAUACUCAUAAGUUUGAAGCUUAUGAACAUGAAAAUAAAUUUUAUAUUAACCCUGGUUCUGCUACAGGAGCUUACAAUCCUCUUGACACGUCUGUGAUUCCAUCAUUUGUAUUAAUGGACAUUCAAAGUUUCAUUGUUGUUACAUAUGUCUACCAAUUAGUUGGUGAUGAAGUUAAAGUUGAAAGGAUUGAGUAUAAAAAGAGUUAACAAUUAAAAUAAUUUGUGAAAUCUUAAAUAUUUACUUUCAUAUUAUAUCAUGUACUCAAUCAAUUAUGAAAAGUUUAUUUGGAUGAAUUUUUUAUAACAAUAAGCAAUUUAAAUAUUUUAUUAGACACAAAAAUUUAUUAAAACUUGAUUUAUAUUUACUUAAACUUGAUAUUUAGUGUUUAGUGCAUAAAUUGUAAAUAAAAAUAUGAUUGUAUACAGUACUUUACAAACUUAAGAAAGUGAUUAAAUUUUUUAAUUAGAAAAUAUUGUGUGUGCAUUUAAAAAUUGAGAAAACUUGAAUAAUAUAAUUAACCCAUGAAAAAUAAUUUUGAUAAAACCUUAUAUUAUUAGAUUAUAUAAGAACUUAAAUUUAUAUUUUGUUGCUACAUAUGUUUGUAUUAGUAUUAUUCGCUGUGGGUUUUCUUUAAUAGUUUACUUAAAUUAUAAAUAGUGAGUGCUGGAACUGAAAAAUUGUAUGAGGUGGAAAACAACGAUAAAUUUUUUUACCUGUGUACAAUUAAUCAUUUUAGGAAUAAUCUGUAUGUAACCAUUUUUUAACAAAAAAAUCUAACGAUAUUUUUCGAAUGUUAAUUUGAUUAUGCUACGUGGUAAUAUUUUGUUUCGUUGUAAAAAUAAAAAUUAAUGUCGUAGAAAUCAUUGUCGAGUUGUUAAAAUUAAUAAUUCGAAAACUAAUUUUAUUAACUAAUGAAUUCAAAAAAUUUAAAAACUAAUUUUCCGUACUCCACGUGGAAUUCUUGAUGUCGGUAAGUUUUUCAAGCUACCACUAUUUAUAAUUCGACUAAGUUAUUAGAGUGAAUAAACAACACAUUAAUACGUGAGGAUUGUAAUAAUUUAAUUCUUUUAAUCAUUUGGAAAUAAACAAGAACUUGCGAUAUCUUGUGAUGUAUGUAAGUUAAAAAAUAGAUAAAACAACUUGUCAGUGAACAUUUAACAACGCUGAAAAAAUUGCAAGAAUUUUGUAAGUUACGUCUUUUUACAAUCGCAAUUUGCAUCGAGAAUAGCGUACGAAUGAAAAUUAAUUAAUAGUAAUUGAUGUUAAUUGAAAGGGAAAAUAUACGAUCUCGUCAAUUCGCGAGCUUGAAGCCAUACAUCAUUCUGUUAUAAUAAAAUUCUGUGUUUAUGUACUAUAUAUACUUUUUCCUAUCAAGAUAAAUUAAAAUGUUUAAAUAAUUAAUUAUCGUGAUUUGAAAUAAUGUCCACUUGAAUGAUUUAAAGUAUUGUUUUCUUUAAUGUUAUUUAAUCGAUCCAAAAAUAUUGAUUUUGUUUCGUUGACUUCACCUGAAUUCAUAUCGCUUUAUAGUCUAGAAGCCGAGAGAGAUUCCGAGGCCGAUGGGGGUAACUGUCUCUACCUAAGUGUAUUUUAUGUAUUUUCAACUGACACGAGAACACGAACUUCGAGAGUGGCGCGCUAAAAUAUCAACAGACAACUAGUUAUAAAUAACUUAAUUGCUUAAAAGAUCGGAAAAAAUAUAUCAAUUAUCUCA
Messenger RNA from Phymastichus coffea, 2229 nucleotides. It is a transcript of the gene Vps29, whose product is annotated as vacuolar protein sorting-associated protein 29. The record is from RefSeq and is a predicted model, not a curated record. Lineage: Eukaryota; Metazoa; Arthropoda; Insecta; Hymenoptera; Eulophidae. Gene Ontology annotation, biological process: retrograde transport, endosome to Golgi; intracellular protein transport. Bases 176 to 724 code for a protein of 182 amino acids. The transcript is spliced from 4 exons. Gene Ontology annotation, cellular component: retromer complex; endosome.